AUGGCGGCGGCGGCGGGCGGCGGCAGUUGCCCCGGGCCUGGCUCCGCGCGGGGCCGCUUCCCGGGCCGGCCGCGGGGCUCCGGCGGGGGCGGGGGCCGCGGCGGACGGGGCAGCGGGGCCGAAAGAGUGCGGGUACCUCUGCGGCGCGGCGGCGGCGCGGCAGGGCCGGGCGGAGCCGAGCCCGGGGAAGACACGGCCCUGCGCUGUUUGCUGGGGCUCCGCCGGGGCCUGCACCGGCUCCGCCGCCUGUGUGCCGGCCCGCGCGUUCAGCGAGGCCGGGGUCGGGGCCGGGGCCGGGGCUGGGGGCCAAGCCGGAGCAGCGUGCCGGAGGAGGAGAGUAGUGACGGGGAAUCCGACGAUGAGGAGUUUCAGGGUUUUCAUUCAGAUGAAGAUGUGGCCCCCAGUUCCCUGCGCUCUGCGCUCCGAUCCCAGCGAGGUCGAGCCCCCCGAGGUCGGGGCCGCAAGCAUAAGACGACCCCCCUUCCUCCUCCUCGCCCAGCAGAUGUGGCUCCUACCCCCCCAAAGACCCCUGCCCGGAAACGGGGUGAGGAGGGCACAGAACGAAUGGUGCAGGCACUGACUGAACUUCUCCGGCGGGCCCAGGCACCCCCAGCCUCCCGGAGCUGGGCAUGUGAGCCUUCUACCCCACGGCGGUCUCGGGGACGGCCCCCAGGACGGCCAGCAGGCCCCUGCAGGAAGAAGCAACAAGCAGUAGUGGUGGCAGAAGCAGCUGUGACAAUCCCCAAACCUGAGCCCCCACCUCCUGUGGUUCCAAUAAAACACCGAACUGGCAGCUGGAAGUGCAAGGAGGGGCCAGGCCCAGGACCUGGGACCGCCAAACGUGGAGGACAGUCGGGGCGAGGAGGCCGUGGAGGCAGGGGCCGAGGCCGAGGUGGGCUCCCUGUGGUGAACAAGGUCGUUUUAAAGGCCAAAAAAGUAAAGAUGGAACAAUUGUCCUUGGGACUUGAAUCAGGUCAGGGUCAAGGUCAACAUGAAGAAAGUUGGCAGGAUGCCCCCCAAAGAAGAGUUGGAUCUGGACAGGGAGGGAGCCCCUGCUGGAAGAAGCAGGAGGAGAAACUGGAGGAGGAGGGAGAGGAGAAGAAAGAAGAAGAAGAUGAUGACAACAAAGAGGAGGGAGAAGAGAAAGAAGAGAGAGCUAUAGCUGAGGAAGAGAAGAUGCUCCCCAAGGAAAAGGAAGAGGCAAAGCUACCAUCACCACCUCAGACUUCUCCAGCCCCUUCGCCUCCUCCACCCCUUCCACCUCCUUCAACAUCUCCUGCACCACCACUUUGCCCUCCACCACCUCCAGUGUCUCCCCCACCCAUGCCGUCCCCUCCACCACCUCCUGCCCCAGAGGAGCAGGAAGAAUCCCCUCCUGUGGUCCCAGCCACAUGUUCCAGGAAGAGAGGCCGACCUCCCUUGACUCCCAGUCAGCGGGCAGAGAGGGAAGCUGCUCGGGCUGGGCCAGAGGGCACUUCUCCUCCCACUCCAACCCCCAGCACCACCACAGGAGGCCCUCCAGAAGACAGUCCCACCAUGGCCCCCAAAAGUACCACCUUCUUGAAGAAUAUUCGGCAGUUUAUUAUGCCUGUGGUGAGUGCCCGCUCCUCCCGUAUCAUCAAGACCCCCCGGCGAUUUAUGGACGAAGAUCCCCCCAAAGCCCCCAAAGUGGAGGUCUCACCUAUUCUGCGACCUUCCAUAACCACCUCCCCACUUGUCCCCCCGGAACCAGCACCAGCCCCCUCUCCACCACGUGCCCCAACUCCCCCAUCUACCCCAGUCCCACUCCCCGAGAAGAGACGGUCUAUCCUAAGGGAACCCACGUUUCGCUGGACCUCACUGACCCGGGAACUGCCCCCUCCUCCCCCUGCUCCUCCACCAGUUCCAUCCCCACCCCCUGCCCCUGCCACUCCCUCCCGAAGACCCCUGCUCCUUCGAGCCCCUCAGUUUACCCCAAGCGAAGCCCACCUGAAGAUCUACGAAUCGGUGCUUACUACUCCUCCUCUUGGGGCUCCUGAAGCCCCUGAGCCAGAGCCUCCUCCCGCUGAUGACUCUCUAGCUGAGCCUGAGCCGCGGGCAGUGGGCCGCACCAACCACCUCAGCCUGCCUCGGUUUGCCCCUGUGGUCGCCACUUCUGUUAAGGCCGAGGUGCCCCCUCCUGGGGCUCCAGCCCUGAGCAAUGGGCAGCUGCCUCAGGCUCAGCCACAGCAGCCCUUGCAAGCCUUGCAAACCCAGCUCCUACCCCAGCCAUUGCCACCACAGCAGCCACCAUCAUCACCACAACAGAUGCCACCACUGGAAAAAGCCCGGAUUACUGGCCUGGGUUCAUUACCAUUGUCUGGGGUAGAAGAGAAAAUGUUCAGCCUCCUCAAGAGAGCCAAAGUGCAGCUGUUCAAAAUUGACCAGCAGCAGCAGCAGAAGGUGGCAUCUUCAAUGCCACCAAGCCCAGGGAAGCAAGUGGAGGAGGUCGUUGGGACUGUCAAGCAGAUCUCAGACAGAGGUUCUGUAAGGUCUGAAGAUGAAUCAAUGGAAGCUAAGAGAGAGAGACCCUCGGGCCCUGAGUCCCCUGUGCAAGGCCCCCGCAUCAAACAUGUCUGCCGUCAUGCUGCUGUGGCCCUGGGUCAGGCCCGGGCCAUGGUGCCUGAAGAUGUCCCCCGUCUCAGUGCCCUUCCUCUUCGGGAUCGGCAGGAUCUUGCCACAGAGGGAAUAGACACGUCAUCAGCAUCUGAGACGGAGAGUGUCCCAUCACAGUCCCAGCUGGUAAAGGUGGAGUCAGCAGGGCCUGGAGGAGACUCAGAGCCUACAGGGUCUGGAGGGGCCCUGGCCCAUACACCCCGGCGCUCACUGCCCUCCCACCACGGCAAAAAAAUGCGGAUGGCUCGGUGUGGACACUGUCGAGGCUGCCUUCGUGUGCAGGACUGUGGGUCGUGUGUCAACUGCCUGGAUAAGCCCAAGUUUGGGGGCCCCAAUACCAAGAAGCAGUGCUGUGUAUACCGGAAAUGUGACAAGAUAGAGGCUCGGAAGAUGGAACGCCUGGCCAAAAAAGGCCGGACGAUAGUGAAGACGCUGUUGCCCUGGGAUUCCGAUGAAUCUCCUGAGGCCUCCCCUGGUCCUCCAGGCCCACGCCGGGGGGCGGGAGCUGGGGGGCCCCGAGAGGAGGUGGUGGCCCCCCCAGGAUCCGAGGAGCAGGACUCCCUCCUACUGCAGCGCAAGUCAGCCCGGCGCUGCGUCAAACAGCGACCCUCCUAUGAUAUCUUCGAAGACUCAGAUGACUCAGAUCCUGGGGGUCCCCCUGCUCCUCGUCGUCGGACCCCCCGAGAAAAUGAGCUGCCAGCUCCAGAGCCUGAGGAGCAGAGCCGGCCCCGCAAACCCACCCUGCAGCCUGUAUUGCAGCUCAAGGCCCGAAGGCGCCUGGACAAGGUCAGCAUGGCCCACUUCAAGAACCUCAAACCCUGUGAUGCUUUGGCCCCUGGCCCCUUUGCUGCUUUUCCCAAUGGCUGGACUGGAAAACAGAAAUCCCCUGACGGUGUGCACCGAGUCCGUGUGGACUUCAAGGAGGAUUGUGACCUAGAGAACGUGUGGCUGAUGGGUGGUCUGAGCGUGCUCACUUCCGUGCCAGGGGGGCCACCAAUGGUGUGCUUGCUGUGUGCCAGCAAAGGACUGCAUGAGCUGGUGUUUUGCCAAGUCUGCUGCGAUCCUUUCCAUCCAUUCUGCCUGGAAGAAGCUGAGCGGCCCCUGCCCCAGCAUCAUGACACCUGGUGCUGCCGCCGCUGCAAAUUCUGCCAUGUUUGUGGACGGAAAGGCCGGGGAUCCAAGCAUCUUCUGGAGUGUGAGCGCUGUCGCCAUGCUUACCACCCGGCCUGCCUCGGGCCCAGCUACCCAACCCGGGCCACACGCAGACGGCGCCACUGGAUCUGUUCAGCCUGUGUACGCUGUAAGAGCUGUGGGGCAACUCCAGGCAAGAACUGGGACGUGGAGUGGUCUGGAGAUUACAGCCUCUGCCCCAGGUGCACCCAACUCUAUGAGAAAGGAAACUACUGUCCAAUCUGCACGCGCUGCUAUGAAGACAAUGACUACGAGAGCAAGAUGAUGCAGUGCGCACAGUGUGACCACUGGGUGCACGCCAAGUGCGAGGGGCUCUCAGAUGAAGACUAUGAGAUCCUCUCAGGACUUCCAGACUCGGUGCUGUACACGUGUGGACCAUGUGCUGGAGCAACACAGCCCCGCUGGCGAGAGGCCCUGAGUGGGGCCCUCCAGGGGGGCCUGCGCCAGGUGCUCCAGGGCCUGCUGAACUCCAAGGUGGCAGGGUCACUGCUGCUGUGCACCCAGUGUGGGCAGGAUGGGAAGCAGCUGCACCCAGGACCCUGUGGUCUGCAAGCUGUGAGUCAGCGCUUUGAGGAAGGCCACUACAAGUCUGUGCACAGCUUCAUGGAGGACAUGGUGGCCAUCCUGACAAGGCACUCAGAAGAAGGAGAGACCCCAGAGCGCCGGGCUGGAGGCCAGAUGAAGGGGCUCCUACUGAAGCUGCUAGAGUCUGCGUUCGGCUGGUUCGACGCCCAUGACCCCAAGUACUGGCGACGGAGUACCCGGCUGCCGAACGGAGUCCUUCCCAAUGCGGUGUUGCCCCCAUCCCUGGACCAUGUCUAUGCUCAGUGGAGACAGCAGGAACCAGAGACCCCAGAAUCAGGGCAGCCUCCAGGGGAUCCCUCAGCAGCUUUCCAGGGCAAGGAUCCAGCUGCUUUCUCACACCUGGAGGACCCUCGUCAGUGUGCACUCUGUCUCAAAUAUGGAGAUGCAGACUCCAAGGAGGCAGGGCGGCUCCUGUACAUUGGGCAGAAUGAGUGGACACACGUCAAUUGUGCCAUUUGGUCAGCUGAAGUGUUUGAAGAAAACGACGGCUCCCUCAAGAACGUGCAUGCUGCUGUGGCCCGAGGGAGGCAGAUGCGCUGUGAGCUCUGUUUGAAGCCUGGAGCCACGGUAGGCUGCUGCCUUUCCUCCUGCCUCAGCAACUUCCACUUCAUGUGUGCUCGGGCCAGCUACUGCAUCUUCCAGGACGACAAGAAAGUAUUCUGCCAGAAACAUACGGACCUCCUAGAUGGCAAGGAGAUCGUGACCCCCGACGGUUUUGAUGUUCUCCGCCGAGUCUAUGUGGACUUUGAGGGCAUCAACUUCAAGCGCAAAUUCUUGACGGGGCUUGAACCUGAUGCCAUCAAUGUGCUCAUUGGCUCCAUCCGAAUUGACUCCCUGGGUACUCUGUCUGAUCUCUCAGACUGCGAGGGACGGCUCUUCCCCAUUGGCUACCAGUGUUCCCGUCUGUACUGGAGCACAGUAGAUGCUCGGAGGCGCUGCUGGUAUCGGUGCCGAAUUCUUGAGUAUCGACCCUGGGGGCCUCGGGAAGAGCCUGUGCACUUGGAGGCAGCAGAGGAGAACCAGACCAUUGUGCACAGCCCCGCCCCUUCCUCAGAGCCCCUAGAUCAUGAGGACCCCCUACCAGAUUCAGAUGCCCUUAUCCCUGGAGCUCCUGAGCACCACUCUCCUGUUCAGAACCUGGACCCCCCGCUUCGGCCAGAUUCUAGCAGUGCCCCUCCUCCAGCCCCUCGCUCCUUCUCAGGGGCUCGAAUCAAAGUGCCCAACUACUCACCAUCCCGGAGGCCCUUGGGGGGUGUCUCCUUUGGCCCCCUGCCCUCCCCUGGAAGUCCAUCUUCUCUGACCCACCAUAUUCCUACAGUGGGAGACAUGGACUUCCCAGCUCCUCCCAGACGCUCUCGUCGUCCCAGCCCACUGGCCCACAGGCCGCCACCAUCACGGCGGACCUCCCCUCCUCUCCGAACUUCCCCUCAGCUCAGGGUGCUCCCUCCUACCUCAGUCGUUGCAGCCCUCACACCUACCUCAGGGGAGCUGGCUCCCUCUGGCCCGGCUCCAUCUCCACCACCCCCUGAAGACCUGGGCCCAGACUUUGAGGACAUGGAGGUGGUGUCAGGACUGAGUGCUGCUGACCUGGACUUUGCAGCCAGCCUGCUGGAGACUGAGCCCUUCCAGGAAGAGAUUGUGGCUGCUGGGGCAGUGGGAAGCAGCCAUGGGGGCCCAGGGGACAGCUCAGAGGAGGAGGCUAGCCCCACCACCCGCUAUAUCCACUUCCCUGUGACUGUGGUAUCUGGCCCUGCUCUGGCUCCUGGGGCCCUCCCUGGGGCCCUCCCUGGGGCCCCCCGCAUCGAACAGCUGGACGGAGUGGAUGAUGGCACAGACAGUGAAGCUGAGGCAGCCCAGCAACCUCGGGGUCAGGGGACUCCUCCUUCGGGGCCAGGAGUGGGCCGAGCUGGGGUCCUCGGGGCUGUGGGGGACAGAGCCAAACCUCCUGAGGACCUGCCUUCAGAAAUUGUGGAUUUUGUGUUGAAGAACCUAGGAGGACCUGGGGAGGGAGGCACUGGUCCCAGAGAGGAGUCACUCCCCCCAAUACCUCCCCUGGCUAAUGGCAGCCAGCCACCCCAGGGUCUGCCCCCUAGCCCAGCUGACUCCACCCGCACAUUUGCUUGGCUCCCUGGGGCCCCAGGGGUCCGGGUGUUGAGCCUGGGCCCCACCCCUGAGCCCCCCAAACCUGCUGCUUCCAAAAUCAUCCUUGUCAACAAGCUGGGGCAAGUCUUUGUGAAGAUGGCCGGGGAGGGUGAACCUGUCCCACCCCCAGUUAGGCAACCACCUCUGCCCCCUACCAUUCCCCCCACAGCCCCCACCUCCUGGACUCUGCCCCCAGGACCCCUGCUUGGUGUGUUGCCAGUGGUAGGGGUGGUCCGCCCUGCCCCGCCCCCACCACCCCCUCCACUGACGCUAGUUUUGAGCAGUGGGCCUGCCAGUCCACCCCGCCAGGCCAUCCGUGUCAAGAGGGUGUCCACUUACUCUGGCCGGUCCCCGCCAGCACCUCCCCCAAACAAAACCCCACGGCUAGAUGAAGAUGGAGAGUCACUGGAGGAUACCCCACAAGUUCCAGGGCUCGGGAACAGCGGAUUUAGCCGAGUGAGGAUGAAAACGCCCACAGUGCGUGGAGUUCUCGACCUGGAUCACCCUGGGGAGCCCACUGAGGAGGAAAGCCCUAGGCCCCUUCAGGAACGGUCCCCUCUGCUGCCACUUCCAGAAGGUGGUCCUGCUCAGACCCUAGAUGGUCCCCCAGACCUGCUGCUCGAGUCUCAGUGGCACCACUAUUCAGGUGAAGCUUCAAGCUCUGAGGAAGAGCCUCCAUCCCCAGAGGAUAAAGAGAACCAGGCCCCGAAACGGACUGGCCCCCAUCUGCGCUUUGAGAUCAGCAGUGAGGAUGGGUUCAGCGUGGAGGCAGAGAGCUUGGAGGGGGCGUGGAGAACUCUGAUUGAGAAGGUGCAGGAGGCCCGAGGACACGCCCGGCUCAGGCACCUCUCCUUUAGUGGAAUGAGUGGGGCAAGGCUCCUAGGCAUCCACCACGAUGCUGUCAUCUUCCUGGCAGAGCAGCUACCCGGGGCCCAGCGCUGCCAGCACUAUAAGUUCCGCUACCACCAGCAGGGAGAGGGCCAGGAGGAACCGCCCCUGAAUCCCCAUGGGGCUGCUCGUGCUGAGGUCUAUCUCCGGAAGUGCACCUUUGACAUGUUCAAUUUCCUGGCCUCCCAGCACCGGGUGCUCCCUGAGGGGGCCACUUGUGAUGAGGAAGAAGAUGAGGUACAGCUGAGAUCAACCAGACGUGCCACCAGCCUGGAGCUGCCCAUGGCCAUGCGUUUUCGUCACCUCAAGAAGACAUCCAAAGAGGCUGUUGGUGUCUACAGAUCUGCUAUCCACGGGCGAGGCCUGUUCUGUAAGCGCAAUAUCGAUGCCGGUGAGAUGGUCAUCGAAUACUCUGGUAUCGUUAUUCGGUCUGUGCUGACUGACAAGCGGGAGAAGUACUACGAUGGGAAGGGCAUCGGGUGCUACAUGUUUCGCAUGGAUGACUUUGACGUGGUGGAUGCCACAAUGCAUGGUAACGCAGCGCGCUUCAUCAACCACUCGUGUGAGCCCAACUGCUUCUCUCGUGUCAUCCACGUGGAGGGCCAGAAACACAUUGUCAUCUUUGCCCUACGUCGCAUCCUGCGUGGUGAAGAGCUCACCUAUGACUACAAGUUCCCCAUUGAGGAUGCCAGCAACAAGCUGCCCUGCAACUGUGGCGCCAAGCGCUGCCGCCGGUUCCUUAACUGAGGCCGUGGCCGCCCACCACGACCCCUCACACCUCCUGCUGCCAUCUUGCCCCAGCCCGGGGAUUCCCUAAUCCUUCCCAGAGCAUCUCACUCCUACCCUCAUGUUCAGGGUGGAUGUGGGCAUGCAGGUGGCAAGGGCCCUGCCUCUGUCCCUCUAGCCCACCCAGCAAUUGCCCCCUUCCUGCCCUGGGGGCCCAGGAUGUAGAUAUUGUACAAAGAUUUCUAAAUCCCUUCUUUUCUAUGCACUUUUUUAUUUAAGAGGGUGGGGUCCCGGGUGGGAACCCCCCACAAUAAAGUCUGUCAAUGUUUGGA
Molecule: messenger RNA, 8498 nt
Organism: Otolemur garnettii (small-eared galago)
Lineage: Eukaryota; Metazoa; Chordata; Mammalia; Primates; Galagidae
Gene: KMT2B
Product: lysine methyltransferase 2B
Exons: 37
Coding region: 1-8187 (2728 amino acids)
Biological process (GO): positive regulation of DNA-templated transcription
Cellular component (GO): nucleus; histone methyltransferase complex
Molecular function (GO): histone H3K4 methyltransferase activity; DNA binding; zinc ion binding
Source: RefSeq, a predicted model, not a curated record